Sesamum indicum (sesame) is the source of this 1175-nucleotide messenger RNA. Its product is annotated as Sec14p-like phosphatidylinositol transfer family protein. The record is from RefSeq and is a predicted model, not a curated record. Lineage: Eukaryota; Viridiplantae; Streptophyta; Magnoliopsida; Lamiales; Pedaliaceae.
ACAAUUAUGCUAGAAAAAGUUUGUUAAGAAGGCCAAAAGCUGUUCCCUAUCUUCAUCUUGUCUUAUUCAAAGCUCACCGAUCACCAUAUUCCCAGUAACAUUGUGAGGAAACUUGUGAUUAACUUAUGCUGCCUUUCUCUUUGUCAAACACUACCAGUCUUUUAGACUUCUCUCCUCCUCUCUUUCUUCACUCCCCUCUUUUUGGGCUCAGAAUCAAAUCCUUCCGGAAAUGGACCAGAAUCAAGAAUUGGCAGUAGCCCAGUUGAGGGAAUCAGUUCAGAAGCUUGGUGGUUCCACUGAGAGGUGUGGAGACCUUACGCUGAUGAGAUUCUUGAUUGCAAGAUCAAUGGACAUAGAGAAGGCAGCAAAAAUGUUUGUGCAGUGGCAGAAAUGGAGGGCUAGUUUUGUGCCCCUUAAUUACAUCGCUGAAUCUGAAAUUCCAGAUGAAUUAAGUGCAGAGAAAAUCUAUUUGCAGGGCCCAUCAAGAAAAGGGUUCCCAGUGAUGUUAGUCAAAGUGAACAAGCAUUUUCCAGCCAAGGAUCAGCUUCAAUUCAAGAAAUUUGUGGUAUAUAUACUGGACAAAACCAUUGCAAGUGGUUUUAGAGGCAAGGAAAUAGGCAACGAGAAGUUGAUUGGCAUUCUUGAUCUGCAACAACUGUCCUACAAAAACGUCGAUGCCCGAGGUCUAAUCACUGGUUUUCAGUUCUUGCAAGCAUAUUACCCAGAGCGCUUAGCCAAGUGUUACCUGCUACACAUGCCCGGUUUUUUCGUGCGUGUUUGGAGAUUCGUUUCACGCUUCCUUGAGAAAGCUACUUUGGAAAAGAUUGUGAUCGUGACGAGUGAGGAGGAAACAAGAGAAUUCAAGAGGGAUGUCGGUGAAGAUGCAUUGCCGGAAGAGUAUGGUGGGAAAGCCAAACUGAUGCUUCUUCAGGAUGUCGUGCUAACACCGUUGGAUGACUGAUUCCAUCCUCGAGUCCAUCAUGGUACGAUCAUGACCCUAACUCAAGAAGCAGAUAGUGAGUGAGUAGUAGACUCUCUGUGCAUGGAGAGAAAUAGAAUAAGAGAUUGGAAGAAAGACGACGACGAUGAUGACAAAGGAAAUUAUGUAUCAAUCACACUUGAUUUUAGCUGUAUUAAUUUGCACAUCAAUAUGGAUGAAUCAUCAUUUUUCUAUA